This is a messenger RNA of Solanum pennellii, 669 nucleotides long. RefSeq names its product T-complex protein 1 subunit beta-like. Gene Ontology annotation, biological process: protein folding. NCBI's taxonomy places the organism in Eukaryota, Viridiplantae, Streptophyta, Magnoliopsida, Solanales, Solanaceae. Gene Ontology annotation, molecular function: ATP-dependent protein folding chaperone; ATP binding. The record is from RefSeq and is a predicted model, not a curated record. Gene Ontology annotation, cellular component: chaperonin-containing T-complex. The coding region runs from base 1 to 669 and encodes 222 amino acids. The transcript is spliced from 2 exons.
AUGCUACAUGGACCAGAGUAUAUUACACCAGCUUUUGUAGGACUUUUUGAAGGAAAACACCACGCUAUCAUGAGUGAAUCAGAUAUCGAGGAUCCUACUUUGCAAGAGCGCAUCCUGCGUUGGAUUGCCGGUCUACGUAGUACGCUCUAUUUUCCUGAGUCUGUCAAACUUGGCCACUGCAAACUUAUCGAGGAGAUCAUGAUUGGUGAAGAUAAGCUGAUCCACUUCUCUGGGGUUGCAAUGGGACAGGCAUGUACAAUUGUUCUGAGAGGUGCAAGCCCUCAUGUACUGGAUGAAGCUGAAAGAUCUCUGCACGAUGCAUUGUGUGUACUAUCUCAGACGGUAAAUGACAGCAGGGUUCUACUUGGAGGUGGAUGGCCCGAGAUGGUGAUGGCUAAGGCGGUUGAUGAACUAGCUAAGAAGACUCCAGGUAAAAGGUCUCAUGCAAUUGAGGCUUUCACCCGUGCACUUCUGGCAAUUCCAACCACCAUUGCCGACAAUGCUGGGUUAGACAGUGCUGAGCUGAUUGCUCAGCUUCGUGCUGAACACCACAAGGACGAAAGUAAUGCAGGAAUUGAUGUCAUCUCUGGAUCUGUCGGAGAUAUGUCAGAGCUAGGAAUAUCCGAAUCAUUCAAAGUCAAACAGGCAGUAUUGCUCUCUGCCGUAUAA